Rangifer tarandus platyrhynchus (Svalbard reindeer) is the source of this 666-nucleotide messenger RNA. NCBI's taxonomy places the organism in Eukaryota, Metazoa, Chordata, Mammalia, Artiodactyla, Cervidae. The record is from the annotation of a GenBank genome assembly.
AUGGAAGUUUUCAACCAGCGACUAGAACAAGAAUAUAAUGCUUCUGUUAUUUUGACAACCCCUACUGUUCCAUAUAAGGCUGUUCUUUCAUCAGCAAAAUUGAUAAAGGAAUACAGAGAAAAGGAAAUUACAAUCAUCAAUCCUGCACAGUUCCCUGAUAAGUCAAAAGUAACAGAAUAUUUGGAGCCAGUUGUUUUGGGCACCAUUAUCACACCAGAUGAAUAUACUGGGAAAAUAAUGAUGCUUUGCCAGGAUCGAAGAGCAGUUCAGAAGAAUAUGAUGUUUAUUGAUCAAAAUAGAGUAAUGCUUAAAUAUCUCUUCCCUUUGAAUGAAAUUGUGGUGGAUUUUUAUGAUUCUUUGAAAUCUCUGUCUUCAGGAUAUGCUAGUUUUGAUUAUGAAGAUGCAGGCUACCAGACUGCAGAACUUGUAAAAAUGGAUAUUCUACUGAAUGGAAAUAUUGUAGAAGAGCUAGUAACUGUUGUACACAAAGGUAAAGCAUACUCUGUUGGCAAAGCCAUAUGUGAACGUCUGAAGGAUUCUCUUCCUAGGCAGCUGUUUGAGAUAGCAAUUCAAGCUGCUCUUGGAAGUAAUAUCAUUGCAAGAGAAACUGUGAAAGCCUAUAGGAAAAAUGUUUUGGCAAAAUGUUAUGGUGGUGAUAUUACCUGA